UCCUGUGUAAAAGGAUUAAAGCAACAAUGGCUAAUAGGUGCCAUGUUAGAUCAAUUAGCUUACCUUCAAGAUCCCAUCCUACCACUAUUAGAAUUGAAGAAGAGCUGAGCAAGCUCAAACCAUUGGAAGCAUCAUCAGCAUCAACUUUAAGCUCACUUUGCUUUGAUCUAUCAGGAGUAGAUGGCCUGUACCAUUGUGUGAAUGAUCUACUCCACUUGGCAUCAACCCAACAAGUUUUGUCUCGCCAUCAAAGUCAAAAAUGCCUCAACCAGUUAAUAGAUUGGUCUGUGAGGCUUAUAGAUGCUUGCAGCAUUACAAGGGAUGCCAUGUUGCAGUUUAAAGAACAAGUUCAAGCUCUUCAAUCCGCUCUUCGCAGGCGAAAAGGAGAUUUAAGCAUUCAAGAAAACAUUGAUGAUUAUUCUUGUUUCAGAAAGAAGAUGAGAAAAGAGGCUAAUAAGUUGAUUGCAGAACUUAAGCAAAUGGACAACAAACUUGGAGCACUUCAACUCCCAAAUCAAGAUCAACACCUCUCAGCUUUGAUUCGUGUUCUUAGAGAAGUAAAUGUAAAGAAUAGUUCUGUUUUCCAAUCGUUCCUGUUGUUCUUGGCAACACCAGUAUCAAAGCCAACACAAAGUAGGUGGUCAAUGGUUUCAAAAUUGAUGCACAAGAGAACACCAGCAUGUGAAGAAACUCAAGAAAUUGUAAAUGAGCUACAGAGUGUUGAUUAUGCAUUAAAUGAGAUGUCCAAUGUUGACAACAUUCAAAUUGCACGCAAAAAGCUGCAGGACUUGGAGAUCAGCAUUGAAGAGCUUGAGAAUUGUCUGGAGAGAGUGUUCAGGCACUUGAUUAAAACAAGAGCCUCCAUUUUGAACAUUUUCUCCCAAUAGAAAACCCUGAAUAUAGUUAGACUCUGUCUUCAGCCUU
Ricinus communis (castor bean) is the source of this 924-nucleotide messenger RNA. RefSeq lists its product as uncharacterized. The transcript has 2 exons. Lineage: Eukaryota; Viridiplantae; Streptophyta; Magnoliopsida; Malpighiales; Euphorbiaceae. Gene Ontology annotation, biological process: shoot system development; root development. The record is from RefSeq and is a predicted model, not a curated record. The coding region runs from base 27 to 887 and encodes 286 amino acids.